Molecule: messenger RNA, 1718 nt
Organism: Ahaetulla prasina
Lineage: Eukaryota; Metazoa; Chordata; Lepidosauria; Squamata; Colubridae
Gene: FAM50A
Product: family with sequence similarity 50 member A
Exons: 15
Coding region: 532-1542 (336 amino acids)
Biological process (GO): chromatin organization
Cellular component (GO): nucleus
Source: RefSeq, a predicted model, not a curated record
ACGUGUGAGUACAAAACGAUUAAAAGGGUUGGUUUCGUCGCAACGCUUUUGAAACGCGGUUUUCCAGAAAGCGAGUGACGCCGAUUUCGCCUUUCUCCUUAGCUUAGCGGGAUCGCUUUCAAUACAACAUUUCUCUAGGCAGCUGAGUCGCCGCCUUUCGAGUAAGGAGAUUAGUCGCGCUCCUACGCAAACCACGCCUCUUUUCCGUCUUGACUGACACUACCGACUUCAUAAGCCCGCCUCGGCAAAUAGAAAAGUCGUCUUUAUCAUAGAGGUGUCAAGGCUAGAACAACUUACAAGGCGUUUCUACCGGAAGUUCCGGCUGUGAAUCGAUUGAGUUUCCGAGUUUUUUUCCGUAUAUCGGCUGAUCGUGGGAAAAUAGGAGGUUAGAGUUCAGUUCUGUCCUGGUGCGUACAAGUGACGUGUGCGGAGCAGCUGGUGGGAUUUGCGGUUAGAAGGUUUUUCUGAACGUUUUUUGGGGUGAAAAAGAAAGAAAUUCCACGGCAUUUUGACCAGGUCCCAUCAGUGAUCAUGGCACAAUACAAAGGAGCUGCCAGCGAGGCUGGCCGGGCCCUUCAGUUGAUGAAGAAGAGAGAGAGGCAACGUGAGCAUAUGGAACAAAUGAGGCAACGCAUCGCUGAGGAGAACAUCAUGAAGUCAAACAUCGAUAAGAAAUUCUCUGCCCAUUAUGAUGCAGUGGAAGCUGAGCUGAAAUCUAGCACCGUUGGUUUGGUGACCCUCAAUGACAUGAAGGCCAAGCAAGAGGCCCUUGUAAAGGAACGGGAGAAGCAGCUAGCCAAAAAGGAACAGUCCAAAGAAUUACAACUAAAAUUGGAACGGAUGCGGGAGCGGGAACGCAAGCAGGAACAAAAACGUAAGAUCUCAAGCUUGUCCUUCACUCUGGAUGAAGAGGAGGAAGAUGAUGCUGAGGAAGAAGAUGAGGAAACAGACUUGGAACGAGAAGAGUUGCCUCCCAAAAAGAAGAAACUUGGGAAGAACCCAGAUGUGGAUACUAGCUUCCUCCCUGACCGUGACCGUGAGGAAGAAGAAAACCGCCUGCGAGAAGAGCUUCGGCAAGAGUGGGAGGCCAAACAAGAAAAAAUCAAGAGUGAAGAAAUUGAGAUCACAUUCAGUUACUGGGAUGGCUCUGGGCACCGCCGAACAGUGAAGAUGAAAAAGGGCAACACCAUUCAGCAGUUCCUGCAAAAGGCCCUGGAGAUCUUGCGCAAGGACUUCAGUGAGCUUCGGUCAGCCGGUGUGGAGCAGCUCAUGUACAUCAAGGAAGAUCUCAUCAUCCCACAUCAUCACAGCUUCUACGAUUUCAUUGUCACCAAGGCUCGAGGGAAAAGCGGCCCGCUCUUCAAUUUCGACGUCCAUGAUGAUGUCCGGCUGUUGAGUGAUGCAACAGUGGAAAAAGAUGAGUCCCACGCUGGUAAAGUUGUACUUCGCAGCUGGUAUGAGAAAAACAAACAUAUUUUCCCCGCGAGCCGAUGGGAGCCUUAUGAUCCAGAGAAGAAGUGGGACAAGUAUACGAUCCGCUGAGCCACCAAUGUUGGAGCUCCUGAUCCUCUCGGUGCGUAUGUGUGUGUGUGUGUAUGUCGAAUCUGGCUCUUGCCACCCCAGAUCUCCUGCAGUAUUUUUAGACCUUCCACCUCUUCAGCUAUGCCCUGUCCAUAUUUGUACCACCCUUCGGUGAAAUAAACCUUUGCUUUUCCCAA